AGCAGAGAGUAUGAAAGCCUAUCUAAAGAGCGCAGACGGCUUUUUUGUCCUGAACAAAAGUACGACGAUUGGAAGGCACGAAGACUCAGACCUGGUUUUAGAGUCUAAGGACAUCGACAACCAUCACGCGCUCAUUGAAUAUAAUGAGGCCGAGAGCAGCUUCGUGCUCCAGGACUUCAAUUCCCGCAACGGCACCUUCGUCAACGAUUGUCACAUUCAGAAUGUGGCCGUGAAGCUGCUGCCCGGAGACCGCCUGCGGUUCGGGUCCCAGGUGCUGACCUACGAACUCGUCCUUGGAAUCCCACCCCCGUUCUCCUUCCCGUGGAUGGGGGGUCCGGCACCUUGGCCCAGACCACAGCCACCUCGGUUCACAGAGCAGCCGACCCACGCCCCUUUGCCGCCACAGACGCCCUUCCAGCCAGGCGUGCGGCCAGCGCCAGUGCAGAAGAGCUGGUCCCAGGGCUUCCCCAGGCCGACCACGGCCCCGCCCGCCUGCCACCAGCGGCCCCUGAGCGCCUGCGGGAAGAUGUUCUCCUUCGUGGUGGAGGGCGCCCCCCAGGCUCCCGUCAUCAACCAAGUGUGGGCCAGCGCCGCGGAGCUGCUGGAACAAUCGGUGGCUGAGGGCGUGCCCGGGGCAGCCCCUCCCGGGGAGUUUUAUGUGGACCCGGACCUGGCCCAGCAGGACAAGGAUGAAAUCAUCCUGCUGCUGGGAAGAGAGGUCAGCCGCCUCUCGGACUUCGAGCUCGAAUCCAAGUACAAAGACGCGGUGAUCGCGAACCUGCAGGACGAGCUGGCCAGCCUGAGUCAGACGCUGCUGUCGGAGACCACCUUCCCCAGGGGCCAGCGGGGCGCCUCGCAGAAGUGCCCGGGGCUGGACGAGGACAUCGCCGCCAAGCAGAGAGAGAUCCAGAGCCUGAAAAGCCAGGUCAGCGCCCUGCAGCAGGGCUACAGCCAGGUGCUGUGCCACACCCUGUCCGAGAGGAACUUGGAGAUUACCUCCCUGAAGAGCGAGGGCGAGAACUUGAGGAGGGACAACGCCAUCACGUCAGGGAUGGUGUCCUCUUUGCAAAGAGAUGUGAUAGCCAAGGAUGAGGAAGUUCAACAGCUGAGGCAGGAGGUGAACCAACUGAAAAGUGAGAACAAAGAGAAGGAUCUCCAGCUGGAAGCCAUCAGCUCCAGAGUGAGUGUCGCUCUCAGGGCGGCUGCCUGGUCAGCCGGCGAUGUCUGCGUGGGUGCCGUCUGCGCGGGUGCCAUCUGCACGGGCGCCGUCUGCCAGGCAGGAACAGACCGUGAUGUCCCAGAGACAAGGCAGACGGAACUUCUGGUGCUUAGCACGAGGCCCAGUUUGGAGCUGGCGAAUGGCAGAGCCCGAUCAGGCUUCGGGCAAAUCCAGAACAUGGAGAGAGAAAUGAGGAUGCUCAAGGAGGAGCUGAGGAAGAAUACUUCUGACCAGAGCAUGAUCUCUAAGACGCUUCGAGAAAAGAGCAAGCAAAUCCAGAACAUGGAGAGAGAAAUGAGGAUGCUCAAGGAGGAGCUGAGGAAGAAUACUUCUGACCAGAGCAUGAUCUCUAAGACGCUUCGAGAAAAGAGCAAGGUUGAAGAGAAGCUUCAGGAGGAUUCCAGAAGGAAAUUGCUUCAGCUCCAAGAAAUGGGGAGCAGAGAGAGCCUCAUUAAAGUCAAUUUGGAAAGGGCAGUAGGUCAGCUGGAGCAUUUCAGGAGCCAGGUCAUCAGGGCCACCUACGGGCGAGCCAGGCCGUUCCAGGACAAGCCCGUCACCGACCAACAGUUAAUAGAGAAGAUCGUCCAGGUCGCGGAGGACAGCGCCAGCCUUCAGCAGAAAAAGUGGAGCCUGCAGAAGGAGAGCCAGCUCACCCACUCCAAGCAGGAGGCGCUGGCGGACAGCAUCGAGAGGCUGCGGGCAGCGCUGGACAGCUGCCAGGCGUGCAUGAAGGUGUCUUGCUGCAGCACCGACCUGAAGAAGGAGGUGGAGCUCCUCCAGUACCUGCAGGUGAGCCCACCUGUGUCCGGGCUCCAGAAGGCGGCGCUGGACAUCGUGCGCCUGUCACAGUCCUGGCUGGAGGACACCGAAGGCCUCCUCCGGGACGUGGGGAUCCAGCUGCCCGGCUCCGACAAAGAACAAGAUCAGCAGUUCUGAGGAAACUCAGAAGUCUUUGCUGCAAGAGACACUGCGGGAGCAUCUGGCAGAGAAGGAGAAGCUGAGCAAAGAGAAGCAACAGCAAGAGGAGAAGCUGAGGGCCAGAGUCAAGUGGCUGAUGGAAGAGAAGGCGGUAAGGCUUUGGAGGGGAAGAUGACUGAAGAGAAAAACAGAGCGAAAGAAGCAUUAGAGGAAGAACAGAGGAAAGUCCGAGAGCUGCAGGAGCGCUUAAGCCACCAGAGGAAGGCUUUGGAGGAAAGCUUUAUGCAAGAGAAGAGCCGAGUGAAGGAAGCGCUGGAGGAAGAACAGAGGAGAGUCCACGAGCUGGAGAACCGCCUGACCCACCAGAAGGAGGUUUUGGAGAGCAGCGUGGCCCAUGAGAAGAAAGUAAAGGAGGCCUUAGAGACCGAAAAGAGGAGAGUGCAAGAUCUGGAGAACCACCUGACCCAGCAGAAGGAGGUAUCAGAGAGCAGCAUCGCCCACGAGAAACAAAAAGCGAGGGAGGCCAUCGAGAGGGAAAAGAGAAGGGUGCAAGACCUGGAGAACUGCCUGACCAAGCAGAAAGAGGAAAUGGAUAUUAAAGUGCAAAAGGAAGAUAUUUUAAAUGAUAAAUUAAAGGACGCACUGGCCAUGGUAGAAGAGAGCCAAAGAACAAAAGUGUCCGAGAGUCUGAAAGCAGAGAGCCUGGCCGUGAAAUUAAAUGAGGCGUUAGCGGAACUGGAAACUGCCAAGACAAAGAUGAUCAUGAUGGAGGGGCGGAUACAGCUGCAACAGCAGACCAUCAAGGCCCUCCACGAAGAACGAGAAUCACAGAAACCGGCGUUUGAAGAAGAAGUCAUGGGGUACAAGGAGCAGAUCAAACAGCACUCCCUGACGAUCGUGAGUCUAGAAAAAAGACUCAGAAAAGUGACCGAACAUCACCAGAAAAUAGAAGGAGAGCUCGCAGCUUUGAAGGACAAUGAGCUGGCCCAGGAGAAGGCAGCGCAGCAAGACCGCCCCCCAGGGCCCCCGCUGGAGAGCCGCACCGAAGACGCAGCGUGUGACCACAUGAUAGAGGACUUGCUGACUGCCCAGAAGGAGAUCCUGUCUCAGCAGGAGGUCAUCAUGAGCUUACGGAAAAACCUGACGGAAGCCCACAGCCGAAUGUCCGAUUUGAGAGGGGAGCUUAACGAGAAGCAGAAGGUGGAACUGGAGAGGAACGUGGCCCUGGUCCGACAGCAAAACAGAGAGCUGGGUGCACUCAAGGAAAAGAUGGCCCAGGUGACCGGCCUGGUGGAGAAGAAGGACCGAGAGCUGGAGGACCUCAAGGAGGCACUCAGAGCCUCUCAAGAGAAACGCAGGCCCCAGCCGCCCAAGGAGAAGCCGCAGAGGCCCAGGAGCGCGGCCCAGACGUGUGACAUCUCGGUGCCGAUGGAACCCAUCCUCACCGACAUUUUCGUGAGCAGCCAGGAGGAGCAGUCCUUCUGCGACCUGGGGGCCAAGUGCAAAGGGUCCCGGCACGAGGAAAUCAUACAGCGUCAGAAAAAGGCCUUAUCCCAACUCCGGGCACGAAUUAAAGAACUCGAGAAUGCAGGCUCCUCAAACAAUAAGGUUUACCAGAAUAAAUCAUUUCAAGACUUAAAGACUCUCAGAAUGGAAAAAAAUGUCCAGAAAAUGUUGGACACGAACCCCGAUUGGCCAGCUCUCUCAGGAAUAGAGAUCCAAGCGUCUCAAAAUGGCUUUGCCAACCUGGCCACCGAGAAGCCGGGGAAGAUGGACGUGGCCGAGGCCUUGGAGCUCAGUGAAAAGCUGUACCUGGACAUGAGCAGGACGCUGGGGAGCCUGAUGAACAUCAAGGACAUGGCAGGUCACGUGUCCAUGAAACACCUCUCCCCCAAAGAGAGGGAGCGAGUCAACCAGCUGCGGCAAAGGGACCUGGACCUGGUGUUCGAUAAGAUCACCCAGCUCAAGAGCCGGCUGGAGAGGAAGGAGGAGCUGCUGAGAGGAUAUGAGCAGGAUGUUGACCAGCUCAGGCAGAGCAAAGUGUCCAUUCAGAUGUACCAGUCACAGGUGGCCAAGCUGGAGGACGACGUCUACAAGGGGGCCGAGGAGAAGGCGCUGCUGAAGGAGGCCCUGGAGCGCACGGAGCAGCAGCUGCGCCAGGAGAAGAGGGUCAACCGGGCCAGGAGGCAGCAGCAGGCUGGAGCCAGAAAAGCCGCCCCAAAGACAGACCAAGAAAGAGAGACGCUGAAGAGAGAGUCCCCCAGCAAAUCCAGCCAGAGUCUGCAGGUCUCGAAGCCUGGUGGAAGGAACUAGAAAUGCCAUUGGCCGGCCUUGCAAAAUCCUCUGUAACUUGUUAGGUGUCUCCCCAGCCACGCGCCCUUUUCUCUGAGAAUGCACCCGUCCUGCCCCCAAAAAGGCUUGCCCUGCCUAAUACUGCUCUCUUGGCCACAGCUGGUUGGUCAAGCCAGACCAAUCAGGUUUCUCUUCUAAUUCAAGCUGGGCCAAUCAGCACCUCUGUUUUUAGUGUUUGGAAGGGGACUCUGGGAUGUCACACAAGUUAUUAGUGGUCCUGGAGCUGAGAAUCUGAUGCAGUCCCAGGGCUGGGAUGACCAUUUCCUACCUUGUAUUUGGAGGAACAAAGCCAGCCUUCAGAGAGAGAGAAGGCUGGGGUAGAUAUGCAAUCGCAGAGACAAGAAACCAAGACCCCAGAGAGACAAUGUAGCAGAUACUACCGGUCCCUUAGUUAUCGCCUCCCUCUGCUGCAUAAGCUGAAGGCUGGUUCCCUUGAUUUCCCAGCCUCCCUUGCAGCUAGAGUUGGCCAUGUUGUUCACUUCUGACCAAUGACAUGUAAGUGAAGGCCCCUGGGGAGGAUUUCUCUUUGGCAAUAAAAGGCACAUCUUUGCUAGGAGAAAGGUUUUUGCCCUUUUUCCCUUUUCCUUGUCUCCUCUUUGUCUCCUGGAGCUCAGACUUGGAGCUGGAGCAGCCAUUUGGGGAUCACGAGGCAGCAAGCAAGAGGCUAAAGCCAGCCUCCAACGACAACGGAAUGGAAAGAUGAGAAGGGCCUGGGGCCGCAUCCCUGUGCUCUGCGCCGUGCCUGAACUGCCUACCUCUGUACUUCCU
This is a messenger RNA of Myotis davidii, 5257 nucleotides long. RefSeq names its product forkhead-associated (FHA) phosphopeptide binding domain 1 (gene FHAD1). NCBI's taxonomy places the organism in Eukaryota, Metazoa, Chordata, Mammalia, Chiroptera, Vespertilionidae. The transcript is spliced from 32 exons. The record is from RefSeq and is a predicted model, not a curated record. Gene Ontology annotation, molecular function: protein binding.